Chilo suppressalis (striped riceborer) is the source of this 2464-nucleotide messenger RNA. NCBI's taxonomy places the organism in Eukaryota, Metazoa, Arthropoda, Insecta, Lepidoptera, Crambidae. The record is from the annotation of a GenBank genome assembly.
AAAAUUUGAAAAUGGAAGAGAAAUAACAACCGAUCCAAGCAGCCCAGCAGACGGGCUCUCUGAUUCGCAUUUUUUUUCUAAAUUUUUGUCCGGUCAAAAUUUUCGUACGAAAAAUCUUUUGAUUUCAUAGUUUUUUCUAUUUAUUUUUACAUCGGUUUCUUCAAAAUUACCAGUGAACAUCAUGCAGAGGGAGUGCAUCUCGGUGCACGUGGGGCAGGCGGGCGUACAGAUGGGCGUGGCGUGCUGGCAGCUGUACUGCCUUGAGCACGGCAUCCGACCCGACGGCACGCUGCCGGCCUGCGAGACUGACGUCAACGCCACCGACUCCUGCUUUAACACGUUCUUCUCUGAAGCUGACCGCGGCAAGAUGGUGCCACGGGUCGUGAUGGUCGAUUUGGAGGCUACUGUUAUAGACGAAGUCCGCAACGGUGAAUACCGGCAGCUGUAUCAUCCAGAGCAGCUGAUAACGGGCAAGGAGGAUGCAGCCAACAACUACGCUCGCGGCCACUACUCCACCGGCAGGGAGGUGCUGGGUCCAGUCAUGGAGCGAGUGAGGAAGCUGGCUGACCAGUGCACGGGACUUCAGGGUUUCUUCGUGUUCCACUCGUUUGGUGGUGGUACCGGCUCUGGGUUUACGUCACUUCUGAUGGAGAAACUUUCUGAUGAAUUUGGGAAAAAGAGUAAACUGGAGUUUGCCAUCUACCCAGCACCCCAGGUAUCGACUGCAGUAGUGGAACCGUACAACGCUGUGUUGACGACACACGCGACCAUCGGGCACUCUGACUGCGCGUUUAUGGUGGACAACGAGGCUAUCUACGACAUCUGCCGCCGGCGGCUGUCCAUCGAGCGGCCUUCGUACGCUAACCUCAACAGGCUGAUAUCACAGGUGGUGUCGUCAAUAACGGCAUCGUUGCGGUUCGAUGGCGCUCUGAACGUGGACCUGACGGAGUUCCAGACGAACCUGGUGCCGUAUCCGCGCAUACACUUCCCGCUCGCCGCGUACGCACCAGUCGUUUCUGCUGAUAAGGCGUACCACGAGGGCAUGUCCGUAUCCGAAAUCACAGCAGAGCUGUUCGAGCCCCAGAACCAGAUGGUUAAGUGCGACCCACGCGACGGCAAAUACAUGGCGUGCUGUCUACUGUACCGCGGGGACGUCGUGCCUAAGGACGUGAACGCGGCCAUUGCGGCCAUGAAGGGCAGGGCGGGGAUACGGUUCGUGGACUGGUGCCCCACUGGAUUCAAAGUGGGCAUCAACUACCAGCCGCCAUCGGUUGUCGUAGGCGGGGAUCUCGCGCAGGUGAAGCGCGCCGCGUCGAUGUUGAGCAACACCACCGCCAUCGCCGAGGCCUGGGGCAAACUCGACCACAAAUUCGACCUCAUGUAUUCCAAGCGGGCGUUCGUGCAUUGGUACGUUGGCGAAGGUAUGGAAGAAGGCGAGUUCUCAGAAGCACGCGAAGACUUAGCUGCCCUAGAGCGGGAUUACGACGAAGUAGGCAUUGAAACGUCAGACAUGCAGCCUGGCUGCGACGACGAGUUGUGACGUCAUCAGUUAUACGCACACGCGCCUUUGCCACUGUGGUAGCAUUCACUCCGACUUCAAACUAUUUAACUGAAGGGACUGGAGAUAUCCAUGUCCCACCGAUAUUCACAACCAUUUGAAUCCUGAAGUGAAGAACAGAUUUCUAUUUGACCGAAUGAAAUGAAUUAAAGCCGCUAAGGUGCUGAUAGGCGUGACAACACAGAUGACUUUCUCUAUGUAAUGAGAAGACCUGAAAUUUAUAGCCAGCUAACUAGAAGACUACAUAGGUGCUGGCCGAUUGCCUGCUGGAUUCAUAGAAAACUGAGUAUUGACGAACAGAACAGAUGUCCCAUGUACCGAGAUAGCACGAUUUCUAUCGAGAUCAAUUUAAUAAUGCUCUUGUCGUCGAACGAUUUGGCUGAGCGCGAAUAUUAGUUGGCGGCUGUAUCGUCGCCACCGAAGCGGACGCCACAAAACCGCGGCCGCAUUGAUAAUAUUGAUUAUGGCAGUUCAGUGGAAAUUUUUAAAGGUUCGAAAAUGUCCGCCAAGGUCGGACGAUGCGAGUUGCCUUCCCGCGACCAGGCAAAGGAGUAUAACAUUGUCAAGCUUCUGGAGCCAUAUUCUUAAUGCCACGACAGGCGCGUGAACUAGUUAUUUUCGUGCCGAGCGAUGGAAAGCUUAGUGAGCGAUUGACUAUAAAAUGUGUCUCCCUUGCUUGUUUUCUCCGUCCAGCAGUCUUGCGACGUGUUAUAUAUAGUUUUUUCUUUGGAUGUUUUUGCUAAAUUUUGAGCAAAUGCUGGACGAAGAAAUGUGAUUUUUUUUUUAUAUCUUUGAUUGAUUUUGGACGUGUUUUGUGGCGAAUCGCGCAGUGUGCGGUAAAUUUUGACUCUAUAUUAAGUGUAAAUGUGUAGUAGUUUGUGUCCGUCCAUUCGUGUCGUGGAAAUU